Molecule: messenger RNA, 2678 nt
Organism: Caenorhabditis sp. 36 PRJEB53466
Lineage: Eukaryota; Metazoa; Nematoda; Chromadorea; Rhabditida; Rhabditidae
Source: the annotation of a GenBank genome assembly
AUGGGUAUUAAAAGCGAAAAAAAAGCUAACAGCGAUCAAGCUCGACUGGCACGACUCACACUGGAAGGAAAUUCCGGCAAUGAGGAAGACAUUCAGUUAAAGAUCAAAAUGGUAAGGCAUUUAUCGAUUUUUCGUUACCGCUAAGGAAAUUGACUGGUUUGUUAGUUAUAAUUUCAAGUAUCCAAGUAAACUGAUCUAUGUUCCUGGCGACACGUGAUGUUGUUUUGGGCUAUGUUCGGCGUCCGUUGUCAAUGUAAAUAGUAGGAUAGGCACUAUUCAUUGGAACUUUUGCGUCAAUCGAGCAGAUGACAAAUAUCAUGAAAAGAGGGCAGGUGUUCGCUCAUUCUGUUCAGGACACAGAUGUUCAGCCAUCCACUUAAUUGGUUGCGCACCCUCGGAGAUAGAAUGCGCAAGCUCUUCUGAUGGUAAAUAUUUUUCAGAUCAUCGAAACCACUGGUUGUACACAAUCACAGGCUGAAAUAGCACUAUUGGAUACCGACAGCAAUCUUCAUAGGGCUAUUGAAUUCAUCCUUGAUAGUGGAGAUAAGCUUGAUUCAUGGACUGAACAGAAAACCGCCAAAAAGGAGAAGAAGAAGCAAGAUGAUGGCAAUUUCAAUAACAGAGGAUUUGUGCAGAGAGGAAGAGGUUUUUUGCUUGGUUGAAUCAAACAUCCAAUUUAACAGAACUUACAGGUGGUGGCACUGGUUUCGCCGAUCGAGGAGGUCGGGGACGAUCUAACGGAGCUCCACGCGAAGGACGCGAUAACCGAGAAAAUCGUGACAAUCGGGAGAACCGAGAGAACCGGGAUUCUCGGGAUCGCGAUCAAGGCAAAGAGUUCGGAGGAGCUCCUCGUCAAAACCGUGGCGGAUUCGAAAGACCGUAUGUUGGUAGAGGCGGGAGAGGAGGUGGCAGAGGAGGAUACUCGAGAGCAGUUGCUCCAUCCUCCACCAUUGAGCCUGAUGCGUUUUCCAAUGAACUUGACGAGGUAAAAAUACCUUUUUCUCUGAUUUCCAUCAUUUCAAUAUUCAGAGUUUGCUGACAAAGGUCGACACUACCGUAACUGAAGUUCAGCCGCCCAUUGAGGAAUCCGUCACCGCCACGGUACCUACUUCAUCCGCACCGGCACCGAUCUCGUUUGCUGCUGUUGCCGCAGCCGCUCACCGCAAGGAAGAGCUUCGAAAGCAACAGUUGCAUAAUCCGCAACCUCCUGCACCACCACGGCGGAGUUUGUCGCCGGCUCCACUUUCUGCUCCUGUUCAGGAGGAACCGGCUCAAACCUAUUCGGAUCCGGAAUCUUCGAAUCAGCAUGAGAAGGAAGACAGUUUCUUCCCAAGGUGAGGAAAUGGUAUGAGAGACGUUGAAAAAUAAUUGAUUUACAGUGAUUCGUCGGCUUUGGCAGAGGAGCAGAUUCCGAACGUGUCAACUCACAUCGAUGAAAAUGUACAAAGCUCACCAGAACAACCAAAUCAAGCUUGGACCGCCCAGCUGAAGACGGAUCUUGGCAUCGGUUUGCACGACGCUCCAGGAUUAGGAUUGUCUCCUAUUUCUUCAAGCGCUGCCCCGAUCCAAAGCAUUCCGGAUCCAGGUGUUGAAUUUGUCGGCACGGCUCCGACAAAUGUCCAUGACUACUCGUUCGGAUUUGUUGAGGCUCCCCCAAGUCCUCAAAUUCCAUCCGCUGAAACCUCCGCCGCUACGAUCUCAACCAACGCAAGCGAAAAUAUCUUCAACUCUCCUCGUAUUCUUCCGAAACAAGUUGAGGUGACCUUCAUAUACGAAAGGGCUGCAGUUAAUAAUAUGUAAUUUUUCAGCCAGAACGGUCAAUUCCAAAUGGCGACUACAGCCUGAAGUCGGCUUCGCCUCCUUUGGCAUAUGGACAAUCGAGCAGGGGAUUGUCGUAUGAUACUUCUUCUGCGUCAUAUCCACCGACUGAUCGAUUGUCAAACAAGCCGCAGUUCAACAAUCCUGGACAGCUCCCAUCCCAACAGGCAGCACAGCAACAAUCGCAGCAACAGCAACCUACACAACAGCAGCAAACACCACCUGCCCAGGCGCAACAACCUGGACAUCCUACGCAUCCGCAGCACAUGCUCUUCACUCCUCAGCUCACGCCAUAUCCGUAUAUGAACUCGUACAUGAAUAUGUACAAUCCGAUGCAGGGAGUUCGAGACGAACAGUAUGCUGCCCUUAUGCAGUAUGGAAUGGGUGUCGAUUUGGCCAACUUGUCAACUAUUUUGCCGCAGUCUGCUGCACUAUCACAGUCGGCUACGACGCAGCAAGUGCAAUCUGGACAGCAACGUGAAACUCACGGGCUGAUGGACUUCAACAAGUUCGGAACUCAGAACGCACGAGAGCAGCAGCAGCAGCCGUCGAAUGUUGGACCACCACCUGGAUUCCAGGCUACCAACUACAUGCAGCAGCCAAAUCUGUCUUCUCUGUUCAUGCAACAACCAUAUGCAGCUGCCCCGCACACGUUCGGAUUCAUGAACAUGAUGCCAAACGUCGGAAGCAAUGCUGGUGGUCGUCAGAUGUAUGGACAAGACGACGAGCGCAAGAACUACGACAAAAUGGCGUCGAAGCCGGCUGCUCAGCCGAACCAACAUUCGCAAUAUCAACAUAAUGGAGGAAAUCUCGGAAAAUAUGGCAGCAUGAAUAAUAAGCCGUACAACUGGGGAAACUAA